This is a messenger RNA of Colletotrichum orchidophilum, 1950 nucleotides long. RefSeq lists its product as uncharacterized. The coding region runs from base 1 to 1950 and encodes 649 amino acids. The record is from RefSeq and is a predicted model, not a curated record. Lineage: Eukaryota; Fungi; Ascomycota; Sordariomycetes; Glomerellales; Glomerellaceae. Gene Ontology annotation, cellular component: nucleus. The transcript has 2 exons. Gene Ontology annotation, biological process: regulation of transcription by RNA polymerase II. Gene Ontology annotation, molecular function: RNA polymerase II transcription regulatory region sequence-specific DNA binding; DNA-binding transcription factor activity, RNA polymerase II-specific.
AUGUUCUCCCUCACCAACCGCGCGACACUGGAGCACCGCUCAUUAUCAGGAGGGGGAAUUGCUGGCGUCGUUAUCGGUGUCAUUGUCGCCGUCUUUCUUGUUGGUGUUUGCGCCUACCCAUUCAUCGUGCGAAAGAGGAGAGCUAGGAAACAUGGAUUACCCGAACGUCUCGACACGGAAACGGCCUUCGUACCCGGACCUAUGGGUCCUUCAGGACAGGUCCCGGCGCCGGGACCCGGGCCCGGACUCAACAGCCGUCUUUCUUCCAAAGAUUCAUUUGGACACAAGGACGACACGUUACGGGGCACAGAGAGACAGUCUACCAAGGACACGACCUCGUCAUCUCACAAUGGCAUCUAUCGCCCUCCCAGCGAUGAGCUGAGCAGCCAGCACCAGCGUGGCUUCACCGGCGACAGUACUCAUCCAUCGAGUGUUACGACGAGGCGUGGCACGACGGAAUACUCUUUCGGACAUGCGCCUACAUGGAAUAGCGAGUCGUCCUAUCCAUGGACCCCCGUGGGUGUUGAGCUGGUUGCUACUCGAGCCGAUGGCAUGGACUAUACCCAAGCCAAUCAUGGACACAGCGCGACCUACUACAGUCCAACUAUUCCUUCCGAGGCCUUUGGUAUGGUCACGCCGCCACCAACCGAUGAACCCCAGACUCGCGCGGCACUCCCUGGGCGCUCAAGCUCUCGAAGUUCGUUCAAGCUCAACCUGGCGAGUAUGAUGCGCCGCAUGAGCACCAAGGACUCCGCAAAUGUCCGCUCAAAGGGUCAACUAUCACAACCGUCACAGCCUGUUCUUAGCGAAACCCUUUCGGACUCUCCCACCGAAUUUACCGGUCCAUCGUUCGGAGCCGCUCAGCUGGACUCGCCUAUUCACCUCCCUGUCAGCCCCAUGUCAGAGGCAGAAGAUCCUGGGCACGCUUCGGAGCUGGAAAAGAAAGGAGCAGCCAAAACGACUGAAUCCCCGCCAAUUUUGCCUCCUGUUGUACCCGCUCCUGGAACUGUGAACCCAAUGGACAUCAUGGCACCAUCCAAUCCGACAGAACACAAUUGGAAUACGAACCAACAGCUGUUCAAUAUCGCGCACCCGCCCCCUAAACCACCUUUCGACACUCCGAAGCCAACAUCAGAACCGCCGCAAGCACCGCAAGCUCUUACACCACAAACUCCGGAACGACCAUUCGAGGAACAGGAACAGUAUCUCCUUCAGCAGCAGCAGCAACAAGAACUCCUACGCCAGCAGCAAGAAGCAAAUCGACCACCAAAGUUAUACACGAACGGACAAUCCCAGGCGACCAACUGGAACCUGGUAAAUGGCAGCCAGGCAAACGGCGCUAUCCAAGAAGUGCAUAUGAACGAUGCCGCGCAACCAGCUGACCCCACCCAUCUCAUGCCUGAUCAACACAAUCAACAUAACCAGCACUUCCUCGAUGGGGAAAUGACCGACCCAUCUGACCACUCCCCGCCGGUAGUUGGGCAAGCCAGCUCCGGACCGUCUUAUCAAAGCACGCCGAACACCCAAAUCGAUAGCAGCCCGUCCCCUCGAUCAGAAGGCAGCUCGGAUAUCCGUAAUAGCACAUCACCGUAUCCAGGGAUGCAGCCGUCCCCUAGGACUUUUAUUUGUGACGAAUGUGGCAGAUUUUUCGACCAAGUUCACAAGCUAAAUCACCACAAACGAUAUCACGAGAGACCUCAUGAAUGCGCACAUCCAAAUUGCGGCAAGAGGUUUGGCACAAAAACGCAUUUGGAUCGUCACAUUAACGAUAAACAUAAGAAGACGAAGAAGUUCCACUGCACUGUCAGUACCUGCCCCUAUUCGAAGGCGGGAGGCAAGUCAUUUCCAAGAAAAGACAACUGGAGACGGCACAUGAUGAAUAUCCAUCAAGUCACACCAAUGGGCGACCCAGAACCCGACAUUGUCGACGAGAAUAUGGGAGGAACCUAG